AUGAGGGAGGGAUAGACAGGGAGUGAGAGAGAGGGGAAACAGGACAUCUGAAAGUUUUCAACCUGUGAUCGCGGUAGGUGAUGCGAAUCAAAACCGGGGGGCUCAUCCAACACGCAGGACAAAGGAAUUUCCGCAGGAUGGAACGCACCGAAGUGAGAUAAUGUUAGGCAAUUAUUUUCACAAGGGGAUGGCUGCCCGUGACAUUUUCAGAUUUCGGAGGGGUUCUAUGUAUAAAAACGUGAGCGCGGACAAGAAAAAAAGCAGCCACUGAAGGAGUCCUGAGGAUUGAGUUGUUUGGUGAUGAACAGCACCGUUCAUCCAACGUGCAAGGUUUUGCAUGAUUGAAAAAUGAGGAUUAUAGCUAGCAGCUCAGAUGGCGAUACAAAUGAACCGGACAAACUAAAAGGAGAACACAAGGGCUGUUGCCUUCGGUGAAGUAGAAACUGGCCUGUUCUAGAAUGUACACAAACCAGAAGACAACGGCGCCCAGACUAUGAUUCAGACAACCAACUCUUGACCGAACAACCCCUUUACAGUGGAGGUCCAUUCUGUGCUUGGAUUACUGCUUUCAACACAUUUUUUCGAGGCGACCUGUUCAGUUUUGGAGCAGCUGGGCUUUUUUGAUUGUGAAGUGGCCGUUUUUUUGGUUUAUACGCUGUGCCCGGGGAUGAGCCACUGCCCUGUGUGCUGGACCUGAGCUGCCCACUCCUGCCCCUGGGACCCUGUGACCAUGCUGACCAAGCCCCCUGAGGCAGCCAGAGCAGAGCCCCGACCCGCGCCCAGGCCAGCCGUCCCCUCCACAGCAGCAUGUCCCAGCCAGAGGCGGCCCCGCUGGCGGCCAACGGCUCGGGGUCCGGGGAGGUGGCCGGAGUUCAGCCACGCUGGGCCUCCCUGCUCAUCAUCUUGGUCAUCAUCCCCACCAUCGGGGGCAACAUCCUGGUCAUCCUGGCCGUGUCGCUGGAGAGGAAGCUGCAGAACGCCACCAACUACUUCCUGAUGUCCCUGGCGGUGGCCGACCUGCUGGUGGGACUCCUGGUGAUGCCCAUCGCCCUCAUCACUGUGCUCUACAAUUCCGGGUGGCCUCUUCCAGAGUUUCUCUGCCCAAUCUGGCUCUUCCUGGACGUCCUGUUCUCCACAGCGUCCAUCAUGCACCUGUGUGCCAUCUCACUGGACCGCUACAUCGCCAUCAAGAAGCCCAUUCAGCACAGCCAGUAUAAGUCCAGGGCCAAAGCCAUGGCCAAGAUAGCGGUGGUGUGGCUCAUAUCUAUUGGUAUCGCAAUUCCCAUUCCCAUCAAGGGGCUGAGAAACUACCAUCUUCCAAACAAUGUCACCUUUAACAGCAACCACACCUGCCUCUUGAAACCAGACAGCUUCAGAGAAUUUAUCAUGUUUGGCUCCAUGACAGCUUUUUUCAUCCCUUUAACUAUCAUGAUGAUCAUCUACCUGCUCACCAUCCAGGUGCUGCGCAAGAAAGCCUUUCUGCUCAGGUCAAAGGUGACCCAACGCUUCACUCGCCCAACCGUCUCCUCAGUCUUCCAGAGGGAGCAGUCCGUGGCCUCUCCCACAACUGAGAAACCGCCGGGAAAAUCCAUUGCUCCCGCCAACCCCAUCACGGGUGACGAGAUCCCCAUCCGCCGCAUGUCCACCAUGGGCAAGAAGUCCAUGCAGAACCUGACCAAUGAGCAGCGAGCCUCCAAGGUGCUGGGGAUCGUCUUCCUUCUGUUCGUGGUCAUGUGGUGCCCGUUUUUCAUCACCAACGUCACCUCUGUGCUUUGCGCCAGCUGCGACGUCAACGUGAUCGGCCGUCUGAUGGAGAUCUUCGUGUGGGUGGGCUACGUGUCAUCGGGUAUCAACCCGCUGGUCUACACCCUCUUCAACAAGACCUUCCGCCAGGCCUUCACACGCUACAUCACCUGCAACUACAGCAGCACCACUACUAACAGGCCAGCCAGGCAAACUAGGGAACAGCAUGGCUGCAGGAAUCUGACACGGAUCUCCUUCCAUUCAUCUGUGGCGGAGAACUCUAAGCUGUUCAUGAAGCGGGGGAUGAACGGCAUCGGGACGGUGAGCUAUCAGAGCCCGCUGAGGCGACGGCAAGCACACAUGCAGUCCUCCGCUAGCGUUGUACUGGACACCCUGCUCCUUACAGAGAAUGAGGAUUGCAAACCCGAAGAGCAUGUCAGUUAUGUGUAGUGCUUUCAGAAAAAUUAAGUCUGCAAAAAAAGGGAAAUAAUUGGAACCAGAAAGUCAUGUGUAAAAGACGGACCAGGCUUGAGUUGUCCAGGGGUUCAGGUGACAAGACACCUUCCCAUGAGCAUCACUUUUGUGGAUUCGGUGCUAUUAAAAGAAGACACUGUGUGCUCACAAGGGCGAAACGAAAGGAGAUGCCCAUCUCUGUCAAACACUUUGGCCAGAAAGAAGAGGCCCUCAUCAGAGUCUGUACAGAGAUUGCUGAACAUUAUGAGUAAAAUGAGAGAGCAAAUAGGUGCGUCGAGAUAAGUUACCCUCAAUAAAAAGACCCGACAAAGCUCAGGUCGGAUUGUCCUUAACGAGGCCGCCAGACAGAUAUGUAAGGAAUGACGACAUACGACUGUCUGGAAACUCUCUCAGUGGAUACAAUGUGUAUUCCCAUGCUACUCCUGUCACCUUGGGCUAUUUGGUAUUCUGCUAUGGACAAUUCCCAUGGAGGAGAUGACAUGCUUACCUAUUGAGAGGACAAACACUCACUCCCAUAUAAACUACACGUUCAGCCCUCCACAUCACAUAGAGUUCUGAAGAAUACACUUUAUAAAUGCCACCCAUUUUAACUGCAAUGUAUUGGUAAGUGCUUUUAUAACCGUGAACAGAUUUGUUAUAAAGUCACAAAUUCUAUUUUCCCAAAGUGUUAUAACAUCCAAGUGGAUUAUUAUAUGUAAAUGCAACAUAGACAAAACCUUUGCAAAUGGGAAGCUUGUCAAAUACAAAAUGUACAGCCUACGGAUGGAUAUGUGAUGGUUUAUAAAUGUACAGGCUACGGAUGGAUAUGUGAUGGUUUAUAAAUGUACAGCCUACGGAUGGAUAUGUGAUGGUUUAUAAAUGUACAGGCUACGGAUGGAUAUGUGAUGGUUUAUAAAUGUACAGCCUACGGAUGGAUAUGUGAUGGUUUAUAAAUGUACAGGCUACGGAUGGAUAUGUGAUGGUUUAUAAAAUGUACAGCCUA
Coregonus clupeaformis (lake whitefish) is the source of this 3199-nucleotide messenger RNA. Its product is annotated as 5-hydroxytryptamine receptor 2B. Gene Ontology annotation, molecular function: neurotransmitter receptor activity; G protein-coupled serotonin receptor activity. The record is from RefSeq and is a predicted model, not a curated record. NCBI's taxonomy places the organism in Eukaryota, Metazoa, Chordata, Actinopteri, Salmoniformes, Salmonidae. The transcript is spliced from 4 exons. Bases 808 to 2193 code for a protein of 461 amino acids. Gene Ontology annotation, biological process: heart development; G protein-coupled receptor signaling pathway, coupled to cyclic nucleotide second messenger; chemical synaptic transmission. Gene Ontology annotation, cellular component: plasma membrane; dendrite.